Molecule: messenger RNA, 4162 nt
Organism: Melospiza melodia melodia
Lineage: Eukaryota; Metazoa; Chordata; Aves; Passeriformes; Passerellidae
Gene: MAMDC4
Product: MAM domain containing 4
Exons: 28
Coding region: 318-4010 (1230 amino acids)
Cellular component (GO): membrane
Molecular function (GO): protein binding
Source: RefSeq, a predicted model, not a curated record
CCCAGCACCAGGCGGGGGUCACCAGUGGCUUUGUUCAGCGUGGGACAAAAACCACCCAGAUAUUCCUGUUUCUUCCAAAAAGGGGCUGGGACUGGCAGCACGGGUGUGCUGUAGCAGAGUCAGUGCCCUGGCAGGCUCUGGCACCCCGAGGCUGACGGUGGGAGGUGGCAGUGUGAGAGAUGUGGAGUGCCGGGACAGUGCUGGGGCAGGGAUCGUCCAGGGGAAAAUGCCACUGAGAGCUCAGUACUUGCCCCAGCAGGGUCCCAAACCGAGGUGCUGCAGGUCACACGUGCCCUCCAUCACCUGCUGCGGGCACCAUGCCUCGUUCCCUGCGGGUUUUCAGUCCCAUUGUCUCUCUCAUAGCCAGAACUGUCCUCCCCAGCGGAUCCGUGGUCGUCAACAGCUGCAGCAGUGCGGCUGAGCAGCUCUGUAACUUCGUCUGUGACUGCAGCGACUGCUCAGAUGAGAACCAGUGUGGGUACCUACGGGGCUCAGCAGUGCUGGGCACCCCCUUCACCUGUGACUUUGAGGACAGUGACUGUGGCUGGCAGGACGUGGGCACCUCGACAUAUGGAUGGGUGCGAGGCCGGGCCAGCCUUGCCAAGUGGGGCAUGGGGCCUCAUUCAGACCACACCGUGGGCACUGACCUGGGUUGGUUCUUGGUCACCAUGUCCCCCCCAGCAAAGACCACGGCCACAGCCUGGCUCAGGUCCCCGGAGAUGCGGGGAGCAGCUGCCGCAUGUGAGAUCAGAGCCUGGUAUCACCUCUCAGGGAGAUGUGAGAGCACCCAAGGGCUGAAGCAGACAGAGCGGCCGGUGCUGCGCCUGGCCGUGGCACACAGGGAUGGGGUGGUGGAGCUGUGGCAGAGCCCUGAGCACAGCAGGGAGGGCUGGCACCCGCUGGUUGCCUACCCCGGACGGAUCGUGGAGCAGUUCCAGCUCAUCUUCUCCCUGACACAACCACCCACCUGCGGGGCAGAGGUGGCGCUCGAUGACAUCGUGUUCAGGAACUGUGGCUUGCCAGAGGUCGGGCAGCAGGCCUGCGGGGCCCAGGAGAGCCGCUGCCGCCGCGGCUCCUGUCUGGCACAGCGGCGUUUCUGCGACGGCACCGACGACUGCGGGGACAGCUCGGACGAGGGCGCGGCACAGUGCAAGAACUUCACCCGCUGCUCCUUUGACUAUGAUCUCUGUGGCUGGGAGACGGCAGCCGGGCCAGCAGUGUGGGGCAGGAACACGAGCCUGAACCUGGGCACCUCCUACAGCAUUCCCACUCGGGACCACAGCAACAACAGCAGGGCAGGUUUUUUCCUCCAUGUGAGCAGUGACCCCACUGCACAAGCUGGUGGCGCAGCUCAGCUCAGCAGCCCCACCUUCCAAGCCACCAACUCCUGUUCUCUCGUACUGUACUGCCACCUCCAUGGCUCAGCCACCAGCAGCCUCAGCAUCUCCUAUGUGACCAACUCUACCAAGCACCUGAUGAGGGAAAGGACAGGAGACCUGGGCAGCUGCUGGGUCCGGGAGAGAGUGGACUUCAAUGUGACGGAUCCCUUCAAGGUGCUGAUCGAGGGGGUGGCUGGCAAUGGGGGGACCGUGGCUGUCGAUGACCUGAUCCUGUCUCAGGGCUGUGUGAAGGAGCAGGGUGAGCUGGUGGGCAGUGUCCCUCACUCUGGUCCAGUGCUGGCAGCUGUCCCAGAGAAGCCUCUGGUCACGCUGCCGAGCCAGGCACGUGCCGGCCCCUGCGCAGCAGACGAGGUGGCCUGUGGCAGUGGGGACUGCAUUGCUGCAGAGCUGGCCUGCGACUUCGCCCACACCUGCGCUGACGGCUCCGACGAGGAGCGCUGCGGGACAACAACCUUCGAGUCAGGGGCUGGGGGCUGGCACGACGUCAGUGUGGGGCGGCUGCGCUGGGCUCUGCAGAAGGUCACUGAAUCUGACAUCUUCCUCGCAGGGACUUUCCUGGCCCUCCAGACAGGAGAAGGACAGAUGGUGGGUCCUGCAAAGGCACGAUCGCCUCUGCUGGGCCCCUCUGGCCCUGCCUGCAGCAUGGAGAUGAGCUACCACAUCCACAGUGACCCCCAAGGCUUCCUUGCCAUCAGUGUCGCAGAUCACACCACUGGCAGCACCCAGCUGGUCUGGCAGACACAAGGUCGUGGCAGCACAACUGGGGGUCACGUCCGUGUCCCUCUGGGAGAGAGAAGCCGGCCCUUUCAGGUCGAGCUGCUGGCACUGGUGGAUCUCCAGGGCUCAGCCAGUGUCGGUGUUGACAACGUGACAUUCGAGCAGUGCUACCACGACGUGGUGACACCCACAGCUGCGGAGCUGUCCUGCAACUUUGAGAGGGGCAUGUGUGGCUGGUACCAGGAUCUGUCCAGUGACUUCAAAUGGGUCCACAGCACAGGGCAGGGACACGGCUCUGACCACACCACCGGCUCGGGCUACUUCUUGUCCGUGGACGCCUCUGUGCCGUGGAGCCACGGGCAGCGGGCGCUGCUCCUCAGCUCCCACCAGGAGCCGGCCGCUGCCCCUCGCUGUCUGUCCUUCUGGUACCGCCUGGCGGGCCCGCAAAUCGGCACCCUGAGCCUCAAGCUGUGGCCAGAGGGAGGAGAGGAGGACGUGCUGUGGACCCGCCGCGGAACCCAGGGCAGCAUCUGGCACCGGGCACGGGCGACACUGCCCUCCACGGGCCAGCGGCGGUACCGGGUGGCUUUCGAGGUGCUGCAUGACGGUUUCCUGGGGGACGUGGGGCUGGACGACAUCGCGCAGACAGCGGGACCCUGUGGGGCCGAGCUCUCCUGCUCCUUCGAGGCGGAGGGCUGUGGGCUGGCAGCCAGCGGAGAGGGCACCUGGCAGCGACAGAGCAACGGCACCGGCACCGCCGCCGGCCCUGCGGCCGACCACACCACCGGCACCGCCGCAGGCCAUUACAUGGUGGUGAACACGGGCAGGGUCUCCCUGCCUGCAGGGCACACGGCUGCCCUCACCUCCCAGCUCUACCAGCCCUCAGUGUCUGCCCAGUGCCUGGCCUUCUGGUACCAGCUGAGUGCUGGGACCCCAGGCUCCCUCAGGGUGUUCGUGGAGCAGAGCAGGGUGAGGAGGAAGGUUCUGAGCGUGAGCACCAUGGAAGGGAGCAGCUGGCACCGCAGCCAUGUCACCGUCCAGCCCGAUGGCGACUGGCAGGUGGUGUUUGAGGCAGUGGGAGCUGGGGGUGACCACGGGUACAUUGCACUGGACGACCUGCAUGUGUCGGAGGGAGCCUGCCCCAAGCCAGCAUCCUGUGACUUCGAGCAGGACACUUGUGGCUGGAGCAGCCCCUCGGACCCCCGCUUGCACAGCUUAGCCUGGGGCUGGAAGAGUGGGGUCACCCUGGCCAAGUACCCUGGCCCUGAGCAGGAUCACACCCUGGGUACAAGGAACGGUCACUACAUGCACUUUGACACCAGCGUGCUGGGUGCCAGGGGCACCAGUGCCCUGCUGGAGAGCCCACCCCUGCCUGCAGCCACCGACUCCUGCCUGCGCUUCUGGUACCACAUGGACAUCCCGGAGCACCUCUCCAGCGGGGAGCUGCGGGUGACGCUGCGCGGCGCGGGGGGACGGCGCACGGUGUGGAGCGUGCCGGGGCACCGCGGCCGGGGCUGGCGGGGCGCCGCGGUGCCGCUGCAGAGCCCCGGUGAGUUCCAGAUCAGCUUUGAGAUCACCACACGGAGGUGGCCGAUGGAGGGGACAGUGGCACUGGAUGACAUCGUGUACAGCGCCAGGGUGGGCUGCCAUUCCAGCCCGGAGAGUCCAGUGGAAGAGAAGCCCUCCGGCAGUUUUGUGGCAGAGGUGACGCUCAGUGUGCUCCUGGCCCUCGUCAUAGUGGUGCUGGGGGCUGCUGGGGGCUGGUGCUGGCUGAAACAGCGAAGGCUGGCGAGCAGGACACCGACAGAGAACAACAGUUCCCAGGGCUUCGACAACAUCACCUUCCGAGAUGACAAGGUCAUUAUAUCUCCACGGGAGGGCGAUGAGUCUUGAAAGCAGCAGCCAGCAGCAGGAAUUGCCUGCUCCCCCCGGGCAGACCAGCCCUCGACAGAACCCACACUCCAUCAGCUGCCCGCUCUCUGCCCCGGCACCAGGGGAGCCUGCCCCGCCCGGGGACACACCGCGGCCAUCGCCACCUCCAAGUG